Molecule: messenger RNA, 369 nt
Organism: Parnassius mnemosyne (clouded apollo)
Lineage: Eukaryota; Metazoa; Arthropoda; Insecta; Lepidoptera; Papilionidae
Source: the annotation of a GenBank genome assembly
AUGAAUGGAACGAUACAAAAUGAAAUUGCGAGCCAUUCAGCCUUUGUGCUGGAGAACCAUUCACCGGCUGACGUAGCACGGGCUGUAAUAGAGAGCGGAUAUCAAAAAGAGCCAAUCUACGUGUUCAACAUGGACGAGGCAUACCAACGCAUACAGCACUUCAAGGGUGUAAUGCCGAGAGCGCAAAUAUUUUACGCUAUGAAAGCGAACAACUUCGAUAUAAUGUUAAGACUAGCGGCUGUUUGUGCAGUGGGAUUUGAUUGCGCCUCUCCCGACGAAAUUUGUAAUAUAAGGCAGCUGAACGUAAAUCCUUUGUGGGUAUAUAACAUUUUUCACCAUGAAAUAUUAAUAAACAUCUUCUGUCUGUGA